UCCGCGCCAUUUAUAGUCGUCUCCGGAUAUACAUUUACAAUCCUCUCCUCUCCCAUCUUUCAUCCAAACAAACCUAAAAACUCAAAAUCUUAAAUCAAUCCUCCCUUAUCUCUCUUCCUCUCAUUUUCGUUUCUAGGGCUUUUCUCGCUCUUCGACUCACUUCCCCCGCAAUUUUCUCUACUGUCUGGGUUUUUGAUUCUCGAAGGAUCUAGAGGAUGGCUGUGAAUCUGACGACGAACGCUAUAGCGACGAUCACUGCAGGCGAUGUUGACUCGAAGCCGCUGGUGCAGGUCUUGGACAUCAAGCUCAUAGGGAACUCGCAAGAGAGGUACCGCUUGCUUCUCUCCGACGGUGUUUCAUCUCAGCACGCGAUGCUCGCCACUCAGCUCAAUGACCGUGUCAAGACCGGUCGAGUCAAGAAGGGCUCCGUCAUUCAGUUGAUCGAUUACAUCUGCAGCACCGUUCAAAAUCGAAAGAUUAUUGUGGUACUGAACAUGGAAACUAUAAUGCUUGAUUGUGAAUUAAUUGGGAAUUGCAAGGUGCUGCCUGAAUCUGAUGUAAGUGCUCAGAAAGCAUUGCCUAACAGCAAUUUGCAGCAGUCAUCAAGGGUUAAUUACGGUAGUAUGGGUGCCCAAAUGCAUAGCAAUAAUGGGCAGAAUUUCAGACCUGCUGUUCAACCUCCGUAUCAACCACCUCCUAACUACAGGAAUCACGGUGCAAUAAUGAAGAAUGAGGCACCUGCCCGUAUCAUUCCUAUAGCUGCUCUUAAUCCUUAUCAGGGAAGGUGGGCUAUUAAGGCAAGGGUAACUGCAAAAGGAGAUCUCCGUCGCUACAACAAUGCCCGGGGAGACGGGAAGGUGUUCUCGUUCGACCUACUUGACUCUGACGGUGGUGAGAUACGGGUGACCUGCUUUAAUACUGUUGUUGACCGCUUCUAUGAUGUUAUUGAGGUUGGUAGGGUCUAUUUGAUUUCUAAAGGCAGCUUAAAACCCGCACAGAAGAAUUUCAACCAUUUGAAGAAUGAGUGGGAGAUAUUUUUGGAGGCAACUUCGACUGUGGAGCUUUGCCCUCAUGAAGAUGGUUCUAUUCCACAACAACAGUUCUCCUUCAAACCUAUUAGUGAAAUUGAGAAUGCUGAGAACAAUUCAAUACUUGACAUUAUUGGUAUUGUGAUAUCUGUAAACCCUUCAGUUCCUAUCUUGAGAAAGAAUGGUAUGGAAACUCAGAGAAGAAUUGUUAACCUUAAGGAUGCAUCUGGUAGGAGCGUUGAGUUAACCCUUUGGGGUGAUUUCUGCAAUAAGGAAGGUCAAAAACUGCAAGAGAUGGUGGAUUCUGGUUUUUUCCCGGUUCUAGCUGUUAAAGCUGGUAAGGUUAGUGAUUUCAGUGGCAAAUCUAUUGGGACAAUUUCUUCUACUCAGCUCUUCAUAAAUCCAGAUUUUCCGGAGGCCGGCGGCCUGAGACACUGGUUUGAUCAAGUGGGAAGGAAUGUUGCUUCUUUGUCCAUUUCUAGAGACAGUGUGCCCGGAGCACCUAAGAAUGAGAUCCGUAAAACUGUUUCUCAGAUCAAGGAUGAAGGUCUUGGAAGAUCAGAUAAACCAGACUGGGUGACUGUGAGAGCAACCAUAACUUUUAUCAAAACAGAUACAUUUUGUUAUACAGCAUGCCCACUUAAAAUUGCAGAAGAUAGACAAUGUAACAAGAAAGUGACAAAGUCAGGGACUGGAAGAUGGCAAUGCGACAGAUGCAAUCAAGAAUUUGAGGAGUGUGAUUAUAGAUUUCUUCUCCAAGUUCAAAUUCAAGACCAUACAGGAUUGACUUGGGUAACGGCUUUCCAGGAAGCUGGGGAGGAGAUAGUGGGUUUCUCGGCAAAGGAGUUGUAUUUGUUAAAAUUUGAAUUACAGGAUGAUGCCAAAUUUGCAGACAUGAUCAGGAGCAGACUCUUUUACCAGUAUCUUUUCAGGCUAAAAAUCAAGGAGGAAUUGUUUGGUGAUGAACAGAGGGUGAAGAUCACCGUUGUUAAGGCGGACAAGGUGGAUUAUACUUCAGAGAGCAGCUACCUGCUUGAUUUGAUUUCAAAAUUGCACAAGUGAUGAAUAAUUCUUUAGCAAAGUAAAUGAGAUUUUAGAUUAAAGUGGAUAUUAUUUUGCAGAGCUGAAUGGCUGAUUCAGACUUUAGUGAAAUUGUUGAGAUGAAUUUCUUUGCUAGCAAUUCUUCGGUUAGUCUUAGCAUACAUGGAUUUGUAGGCUCCUUUGACAGCACGGUGUUAUUUCCUGUAAUUUCACUUCUUUCUGAACUUAUUGAUACAAGUAGGGUUUA
This is a messenger RNA of Tripterygium wilfordii, 2316 nucleotides long. RefSeq names its product replication protein A 70 kDa DNA-binding subunit A. The record is from RefSeq and is a predicted model, not a curated record. NCBI's taxonomy places the organism in Eukaryota, Viridiplantae, Streptophyta, Magnoliopsida, Celastrales, Celastraceae. Gene Ontology annotation, biological process: DNA replication; double-strand break repair via homologous recombination; nucleotide-excision repair. Gene Ontology annotation, molecular function: single-stranded telomeric DNA binding; damaged DNA binding. Gene Ontology annotation, cellular component: nucleus; DNA replication factor A complex. The transcript is spliced from 2 exons. The coding region runs from base 216 to 2090 and encodes 624 amino acids.